UAAGUAAACGAGUCUUGGUCGGGGAGUUAGUUAGGGUUUCUCCCCUCCAAUUUUCCCUCCACAUUCAUGCAAAUAACUGCAUUUCUCUCUCUUCUCCUGCAUAAUUAUUCUAUAUAUUUCCCAAAUCAGUCACUCUCGAUUAAAAAUUGUCACUGAUAUUCUCUGUUUUCAUAAACUACAGCAGAUUUGAAUCGCCCAAUUUUUGUUUAAACCACUGUAUUGGUGCUUUACGGUUGCUUGUUGAGUGAAAGAUAUGAGCAUUUUCGAAUUUCAGUCUGAGAAUCCGAGACUUUUCUCCAUGGGAAACCAGGCUCCGUCGGUACUGGAUUCAUGCUCCGACGAGGAGGCGGCUUUCGGCGAUAAGGAAGACGGUGAUUGGUUGUCGAGGCUACUGGUUGAGGCCGGCGGAAAUACAGAUGAUGAUUCCGGCGACGUCGUUUUUGUAAGUGAGCUGUUCCCCAAAAUCCGAUCUGAUUCUGUGAAGGCGCUGGCUAAGGCUGUUGUUGAUGACGAAGGUGAUGAUGAUUGUAUGGUUUUGGAUGGUGACCCUGACAAUCCGGUGGUCGCCGUCAAUGAUAAGGCUGACGGUGGUGAUUCCGAUGAACUCGAGAUUGUUGGUGAGAAGGGUGAGGUGGCGUGCAGGGAUUUUCCUCACUCCCGGCAUCUUUGUGCUAAGUAUCUCUUUGCUUCUACGGCGCAUGAAGUCCAUUGUGGCCUGUGUCACUGUUAUGUGUGUGACACACUGGCUCCGUGUCUCCAUUGGGGCACUGGCGCUAGCAGCACUGAACAUUGCCAUGCUAGUGAUAAAGACGAAUAUUGGAGAGCAGAGCGGAAGCGUGCAAAGAAAAGUUAUAAGCCUUCGGCUGUGCAAAGUACGACUACUACUAGUACUAGGCCGGGGUGUCAUCCAUCACAACCAAACUCGUUGCCUCAGCAUCAGGGUGUUAAGCGUGUCGCGAUCCGCCCUUGUGUUCUUUCUUCAGCAUUUGGUUUGCCAAAUGCCAUGAAUCGAGAAAGAAGCCAAGUACCUCGGUAUCAUGCUCCUGAAUAUAACCCUCAAUCAAUGUUAGCCCCAGUGCGGUCACACCCUAGAAGUACUAACACUGUUUCUCCAAAGGUUACUCUUAUGAAUACUCUUAUGAACAAACACCACCAUGUAGGAGUACAAAAUCCUCUGUCCUCCUAUCAUCCAGUCUUCAAGCGGAACGGGUUAAGUGGGCCUUUCACAAAUAAUAAUCACGCGCAUGGGUCUCAAUUAUCUAGAGACCCACCUCUGAACAGGCACCCUGCGUUCCAGGCUCCUGUCACAAAUGGCCGCCAUGACGCAAAUCAGCUUAUGUAUGGAAGUCCGGCUGCUGGAUUACCUUCUCGCUACCUGCCUUCUGAAGCUCAGAUAACCUCCCAGCCAAUUCUCAGCCGUCGGAAUCGUACUUACAUACCACACCAAUCUCAAAUGCCUUCUCAACCAUCUGUGAGUGGAAGCUCUUUGGGGUCACCACCAUUGCAACCCUACCAAUGUACCGAACCAAGUGUGGGAUAUGUCACGAAGUCCACUGUCCCUCAACCCUAUAUUGCAUAUGCACCCGACAACCAUGCACCUUAUCAGACUGUUGGUCACUGGCAGUUGGAUGCUGGCAAUACUUUGCCGGAUCAAUUGCAUUCAAGAUCCACAAUAUCCGCUCAACUGCAAAAGCAAAACAAUCCUACUUCCAUGUUCACAUGUGUCCAAAAUGAUGUCCAGCAUCAGUAUCAUACUCAAAGUGGUAUUGGUUCAAAUCCAGCAGAUAUUGUCCUCUUUCGUGAUUCCUUUGUCGGCCAUGGCAAUAUGCAGAGUCAUGCGGCGAAUGGGGCACUGGCUGGGACAUCACAAGCACAAACUAUACAACAUGAUUGGCCAAGCAUGACAACGCCUUUGGGUGUGGACAAUCCCCCUCAACAGAAUGCUGAAGUAGCUGCUUAUUCCUCCACAAUAGAUGUUGCUGACUACCAGUUUCCUGAAAGUAGAGAACCUGACUCGUUCCAACUUCAAUUUCUUGGCAAUUCGAUGUUCGGAAAUCAAUCAGUUAUAGGGGCUGUGGAAGCUGCUGCUUCACCUAAUGUAUACUCAUCAGAAACUGCUUUUGCAGAUACCGAUUAAGGAGAGCGGAGAAUGCACUCACUUUCUUUAGAUACUUGUCGACAAGCAAAGGUACUUGUGAGCGACUCUUGAAACCACCAAAUGCUGUGCCCUUCCAGACACGGCCAGUCACCAGCUGAAAAGGACGUGUGGAGAUCUCUUGACCAGAAGCUGCAACGCCCACAAUAACUGAUGUUCCCCAACCCUAAAAGUUUUGUACAAACGAUCAGUAAUUCGUGCAUCUUUAUAUGAUAACAUAUAAUUUUGUGGCGUUA
Molecule: messenger RNA, 2391 nt
Organism: Salvia hispanica
Lineage: Eukaryota; Viridiplantae; Streptophyta; Magnoliopsida; Lamiales; Lamiaceae
Source: RefSeq, a predicted model, not a curated record